AUGACAUCUACUAAACCUGCAACGUCGUCACAAAAGAAUUACGACACGGUAACAUUGAAAACUUUGACGGCAUAUCAGCUACUAUCGCAGAGAGAAAAUAUGUGUGAGUUAUUCCAUUUGGUGGAUGAAUCAGAAAGGCAAAGGUCGAAUAAUACAGAGAUGUUGAGUGACUUAAAGAAAAGGUUGGAAGCAGCAAAGAACGAGAAUAAAUAG
Molecule: messenger RNA, 213 nt
Organism: Naumovozyma castellii
Lineage: Eukaryota; Fungi; Ascomycota; Saccharomycetes; Saccharomycetales; Saccharomycetaceae
Gene: HTL1
Product: Htl1p
Exons: 1
Coding region: 1-213 (70 amino acids)
Source: RefSeq, a predicted model, not a curated record